Molecule: messenger RNA, 1050 nt
Organism: Penicillium paradoxum
Lineage: Eukaryota; Fungi; Ascomycota; Eurotiomycetes; Eurotiales; Aspergillaceae
Exons: 1
Coding region: 1-1050 (349 amino acids)
Molecular function (GO): protein binding
Source: RefSeq, a predicted model, not a curated record
AUGUGCACGAUUACAGAGAUCUUAAUACUAACAAUCCACUUUGUUGUAGAUGUUGACGCCGUCUAUCGAAUCUCGCUUAGUCUUUUCAGGCUGCCUCGUAACGGCGCAGGCAUCUACGAAUGGGCGUUGACCAGCUGCGCCAAAGCCAAUUCGCGUCGAGCACUUGUCCAACUCGUGAACCGGUACCUCAAUCUGGAAGGCGUGGAUAUACACCGGAAUACCGAGUGGAUCGCGAUGAUCAAAGAUCUCGCUCUCGUAGACGAAUUCCCUCCAGCGAUCCUUACCUACGUCAAGCUACUCAGUUGGCGCGGCGAGAACGCAGCCGCGGCCGAGCUUUUGGAGCAGAAGAUUCUCCCGUAUAUCAAACCGACCCGUAUACGCCCUGUGCCAUAUGAGGAUCUAACGAUGGGGGGCGCUAUGGACUCGCCUCUGCGCAUGUACGGUCUUGCUAUUGCGGAGACGCAGGGAGUCGAGGGUGUGAAGAAUGCCAUGCGCCGAGCGGCGUUGGAAUUCCACGAACCAAUCGCUCUGACCGAAUUGGCCAUCAUUCAAUUGGAAUCAGAAGACUGGGACUUGUACGAACAAUAUAUGAGUCUGGCUGCGGUGAGCGCAUACAUCCCGGCCUGCUUUUAUCUUGCCAACUUCUAUUACCGCAUCUCCCAGGGUGAAAUUCCCAGCCGAGAAGAGAGGGUCAAAAAGAGACUGGAAGAGAAAAGUGCUGCCAAACCCUGGACGCGACUAUUUGAACCUCUGUCCAAGUGGAUCGAUAGGACGGCCAACAAGCCCAUGGAUCGUCAGACAUACCGCAAGCUCGCUAUGGAUUGGUAUGAGCUUGCUUUUGAACUGGGGAAAAACGAUGCCGGAUUUAUCCUGGCCAUGCUCUUCCGCGAGGAUGGUCAGAUGGAACUGAGCCGUGCAAUCUAUGACAACGUUAUCCAGCAGGGUCUUCCGACCUCCGUGUCGAAAAAGGGCUUACUGGAGAUGGAGAGCAAGUGGAAUGACCCGACCUUCAACCCUGGCCUGCCGCCUCAGCUCUUGAAGAUGAGCUAA